Molecule: messenger RNA, 5221 nt
Organism: Leptopilina boulardi
Lineage: Eukaryota; Metazoa; Arthropoda; Insecta; Hymenoptera; Figitidae
Exons: 2
Coding region: 1712-3766 (684 amino acids)
Source: RefSeq, a predicted model, not a curated record
UUUAUCAAACCGAAAACCGUCUUGUAAAAUAUACAUGUCACGGUGGUACCUAAAAAUUUAAUUUUUUUUUGUGUUGUGUUGAAAUUUAUUUCUCGUAAAUUUUAAUACAAUACUUCGACAAUAAAAUUCAAUCGUCAGCAUAAUGCGAUGAGAACGGACUCGGGCCUUGUUCUUGGAAUGUUAUGUGUGCACAUAUUAUUAUUAUAACUAUUUAGAAUAAAAAUGUAAAUCGCAAAUGGAUAUAUGUGCAUGUACUCUAAUAUAAUUUCAAAUUUCUACGGGCAUUUAUAAUUAAAUAUAACCUUAAAAGGUGAAAAUCAUUAUAUAUAUGAAAUAUAAUCGACAAUCUUUGAAUUUAAUGUUGCAAAUGUUGCGAAUGCGUUAACGAACAUUGCGGCAACGCUCCGAAUGCGUUGGACGUUGCGGCAAUGUUCCCAAACAAAAAUUGUAGAAGUUAGUAAAUGGGAAUGUUGCGAAUGUGUUAGUGAACAUUGCGGUAGCGUUCUAAGCGCAUUAAACAUUGCGGCAAUGUUCUCCACUUAAAAUUGAAGGAAGUAGCGAAUGGUAAUGUUGCGAAUGUUGCGAGUGCGUUAACGAACAUUGCGGCAGCACCCUGAAUGCAUUGGACGCUGCGGCAAUGUUCAUAAUUUAAAAUUUAACGGAAUUAUUGAUUGCAAAUGAUAACAAUGGAUACCUUGUUUUGUAAGCCACGAUAUUAUCACUUGCGGGUCUAAAAUGAGUAUGGAUAAGUACAGGAGCCACAUUAGAAAUUGGACUUCUCGCGAAAAAAAAGGGAUAUAAUAAUAAUAAUUCAAAUAAAUCUACGCGAUGAGCUUUUCCUUGAACGUAAUUCUUCAGCUUCCAUCCUUUCUUACUCUACCCCCCCAUUCUUUUUUUUUAACGUAUCCUGGGCCUAACAAUCCUACAUGCUCAUGACAAUACAACAUCAAAGUUGUAAUUGUUGCAAAAAAAAAAGGAAGGGUAAAAAUACCAAAAAUCAAAUCAUUUUCCAACAAGGAAAAUUCAUAAAAUAAAUCCAAAAGACAACAAGUCUUUUCAAUAAUAAUUAUGCUUGAUUUUAUCAAGUGCAUAUUAUUAUAUUUGGCUAUACCAUUAAAAGAAAAUAAAAACUCAGCAUUAUUGGCAUGGUAACAGGCCCAGAGCUCACGCCUUGUUCACGUGUUAAAAACCCUUAGUCCACAAAAUUUUCCCACCUGAAGUCUCUAAACGUUCAUAUAAAAGUGCAUCGCGGAAGUCAAUUAAUCGCAGUACAACUCUCAUUCGCGAGUCAGCUCUGAAAUUUUUCAGAGGCAUAAAAACGAUUUUUGAGACGCCGGGACUAAGCCCGUCCGUGAGUCGGUUUUUCAAUUUUUGCAAUCCACUACAUAGAUAGUGAUUAAAAUUGAACGGACGAAAAUUUAAAGUGAAUACUUCACGCCGACGAAGUCCAACGGAAGUCGCGUUUAAUAAAAAUCCAAUAAUUUGAAUAAAAUUAAAUUAUUGAAUUUUUGUCUUUUGACCGGCCAGUCCGCACGUGUGGUGCCUGCGCUGUUUAAAUUCGAUGGACCCGUGAGUGCAUUUUCGUGCGCUACCCAUUGACAUUUUCGCGCUUUCAUAAGUGUGCAUAUUUUUCCGCCCGUCGGAUAGCAGCUCGACGCCUCGCCCUCGUUAGCUUGCGACGGUAGAAUAAGCAGUAUCAAAAAAAACAAAGAUGUACUUGGCACAAUACUUAAUCGUUUUGCACCUCUCUAACUCAAUUAUCGUGAAGGCGCAGAUCAAUCCAGUACCAAUAGGACCAAUUGAAGGCCCCGGAUACCAGAUUACCUCACUUGACAUAAGUAGUGGGAUAUAUUACGAAUAUUCGGGAGAAGUAAGAAGGUCAGUUAGUAAUUGGAGGAUCAGCAUCUUCCUGGACAUCGGCAAACAAGUGAGGCAUUUCGAAGAUUUAAAUUAUAAACUGAACGACGUGAAGCAGCAAUGCUUUCCAAAGGAAGAAUGGUGCGGAGUCCGAAUCAAAUCAUUUCCCUGGGAGGACCGAUGGGAGAUAGCUGCAGACCUACAACGAGAACUUCAGCGGCAAAUAGAAGAACUGGAAAGAACACGCCAGAAUCUUCCCAUAUUGGUAUCAUCACAAUUUCGAGCUCGGCGCAGUGUUCCCCUUUUUGGAUUCCUUGGAAAGAUUGCAGGACCCAUCGCUGGUGUGCUAAACUACGAAGAUGGUGAACAUUACGAAGCAGUUAUGCAAGAAUUAAAUGAGGCACAAGCAAACUUAUCACACCUUGUUGGAAAGCAGACACAUGUGGUUAGGUCUCAAUUAGAAAGUCUGCAUAGUCAGGUGCAACAUCACGACGAAGUCUUGCAGGAACUACACCAAUCUUUCGACACCCUGAAUAAGGAACUAAAUGGACAAUUCCAACAUUCUGAAUUCCAAGAAUACUCCAAACUCCUGGACAAGACACUGGCCGCCAUAAAAUUAGGACUUGAUCACAGCAUCCGAGCGACGACAACAAUGUUAGACGCAGUUCACGAUGCUAGAAGAGGACAAUUACAUCCUGGAAUUUUAUCUUCAGAACAACUGGGACCUAUCCUCGACGACAUUAGAAAUAACGCCACUGAUGUUAUUUUCCCCAUACCUGGACCCAAGGUCAGCGUUGACGAAUUAAUGCAAGUAGCCACAACCAGUAUUCUAUGCGAGGACCACAAAAUCAAAAUUUUGAUAGACAUUCCUCUCUUGGAACAAGACAAAUAUGCGGCCUUCAAACUACAUCCACUGCCGACCCUUCAAGGUGAACUUGGAAACGCAUCCACUAGGGCAUACGUGAACCCUGCAUACAACUACUUAAUCGUCGAUAAGGAGCAAAGAACCUAUCUUCUGCUUAAAGACAAGGAUUGGGAAAAUUGUAGGACAACGACAUCGUUCCAUGCAUGUCUGAAGGGAUCUCCCAUUUACGACCUUCAGAACAGACCAAUCUGUGAGGUAUCACUCUUGACCAACCCCACGGACAAAGUACUACGAACCUGUGAUAUCAGAAUUACUUCAAGUCUAGAAUCUUUUUGGAAACCUCUUCGGACUUUAGCAGCCUGGCUUUAUUCAGUGGCCAAGCCGGAAGUAUUACUGAUAAUCUGCCACUCUGCUUAUCCGAUCAAAAUAAAUAUCACUGGUACUGGGAUAAUAAGGUUGGCCCCAGGAUGUUCAGCAAAGACAAAAGAUAUAAUUAUCCCAGCAACAGCAACUCAGGUAGGCCAAACGGAGAUCUUAUAUGAACCCGAGUUACACCUGGACUUAAAACGGAUUUCAAGUGUAUUUUCUACCUAUUCCCAUUUAACAACUACGAUGGAAAUUCAAGAGAAUGUUCGAACAAAAUUGAAGACCCCCAAUUUCGAUACCAACUCCAAAACUCUGGAACAACUGGAACAGGAAUUGGAGAAUUUUGCGAUGCAGCGAAAAUGGAGAACCCAUCACUCUAUCCUUAUUUAUGGGUCCUAUAGUGGUUUGGUAAUUUUUGGCAUUAUCAGUCUCCUCCUUCUAUGUCGACACUCAAUCAGUAGAAAAAUCAGGACUAUCACUGGCAAAAGUGAUUUCAAAAGGAACAAGGCUGAUCCCGUUCCGGAGACAGGGUAUAAGUUGAGGAAUCAAGACGAGCACCUAGAUAUGCAGAGACCUGGAAAAAUCUCUUCAACAUCGACGAAUCUAGAUCAAGACGUGGAACUCCAACCAUCGACCGCUGAGGCACCUAAGAAUCUCGUACCUACAACCCAAUCUUGACAACUAAAUUCCGAAGGUUUCGGAAUUUCUACAACGAAAUCAACAGCAUCAACCAAUGUCAGUUUAACAACCAAAAACUGUUUAAAAAGGGUAAUCGUAUUACCCAUACAAAAACUUCAACCAGUUUAGUUGAAAAACAAAAGAGUGUGCUAUGUACACAUUGCACCUUUAUAUAUGACUAAAGUUUUUUUUGUUGUUUGGUUAAUUUUGUUUAGUUUUGCCUUGUUUUAAAUUUUAUACAUGAAAACCCACGAUCGAUUUCUCUUAUCAAUUUCAGCACCGUCGGGACAGGUCCUAGCACAUUCUCAUGUAGAAGAACAGAGAACUCUUGUAGAGGGAGGCUUACGUGGUCUGACCGCCGAACUGCCACUUGGGCCGCCCUCAAUAUUUUGCCAGACAUCCUUUCCUACCACGUCGUCAAAGGACUGGGUGCAAAUGUGCUCUAACGAGACAUCAUCACCUGUCUAAUGAUUUGUGGGAGUUUUGGGUCAGUGCUUGGUUGAUGGAGAGAUCGGUCGUGGAAAAUCAUGUAAAUUGAUAGUGUUAGCGGGUAAAUUCCACCCGAUAUUAUUAUAAUUUUAUCGACAUUGAUUUGCGAAGAAUGGGGAGAAUAAGAUAAUGUAACCUACCUUGUAUCGAAGCGCUGAAGCAUUGAAGGUCCCCUCCUUUCUAUAUAUAUAAAACUUUUUUUAAAAAAAAAAAAAAAAAAAAAAAAAAAAAAAAAAAAAAAAAAAAAAAAAAAGCUAAAUUAAUUAAUCCUUAACUAAAUUAUUUUAUAAAAAGGAGGCUCGUGCUGUUGGUGGCCCUGGAAUUAAAGAGGUGGGGAGGGGGUAGAAAACUCGAUUUUUUUUUUUAAUAAAUUUAUAUAUAUAUAUAUAUAAAAAAAAAAAAAAAAAAAAAUAAUAAUAAUAAAAUAAAAGAAAAAAAAAAAAAGGAAAGAAAAUUUUUAGAAUGUUAUGUAUAUACAUAUGUAUUAUUGAAGCGCGCGAGAGGAGAGGGGAGGUCCUUCAUCCUAAACAGGAGCGGCAGCCAAUGAGUUGACCGGAUCCAAAAGGAACCCUUCUGGACCGAUCGUCUCCCAAACGCGACUCACGGGAACGUUGAUCUUCUGCAAAAAAAAAAAAAAAGAAGGGGGAAUGGCUUUACCCUUAGCCUUAUCUUUUCUUUACCUAAUUUUGGUAUUUUUUUUUUUUGUUGUUUGUUCUCUUUUUCUUUUUUUUUGUUGUUUAGCAUAAGUGUAAACUCACCACUUGCCAUCUCGCUCGGGUCCUGGAUCGCCGCCCCCGCGUCCAAUAAUGACAUUGCAGGAAUGUCAAUUGGAAAGCCUUAGACAGGGGUUGGUAUCCAACAUCCGGUGGCACUGGCGGCAUGGCAGAUAAAGGGCUAGAAGGGGAGACAAGGUUAUUUUCUCUUUCCCAUUUAAAAAAAAAAAAAAAAAAAAAAAAAAAAAAAAUU